Oncorhynchus kisutch (coho salmon) is the source of this 1528-nucleotide messenger RNA. Its product is annotated as proline-rich protein 2. The record is from RefSeq and is a predicted model, not a curated record. The coding region runs from base 182 to 1360 and encodes 392 amino acids. NCBI's taxonomy places the organism in Eukaryota, Metazoa, Chordata, Actinopteri, Salmoniformes, Salmonidae. The transcript is spliced from 7 exons.
UGUGUAGGUGUGUCUGAACCGGCAGUGUCAGAACGUCAGUGUCUUUGGAGUGCAGGAGUGCUCAGAGAAAUGCAGCGGUCGAGGGGUGUGUAAUAACAACAAGAACUGCCACUGUGAGGCCCACUGGGCUCCUCCCUUCUGUGACAAGGCAGGCUUCGGGGGAAGUGUGGACAGUGGACCGAUGAGGCUAGCAGACUACGGUGGCGUGGCGGUGGGGGUCCUGUUGACUCUAAUAACCUUCCUGGGAGCCGGCCUCAUCGUCUCCAUCAAGAGAAAGACCCUCCUGAGACUACUCUUCACCAACAAGAAGAACCCUAUGGACAAGAUGAGGUCGGUGGGGCCUAACAGAUCCUCCGGUCCAAGCCAUAGAGAUUCCCCACGUGGCCAGCCUCAAGCCCAGACACCGCCACAGAGACAGAAACACAGCAGCAGCAUCUCCAAGGUUCAUUUCUCUUCUACCUCCUGUCAUGACGUUGGCCUGGGGCCUCCUCCCCAAAACCAACACUCCCCUGGACAGCCCUACCCCUCCCACAGCCAGCGACGACUACCCCAGUGCUCUCCUGUUCACCUCAGUCACCCCGUCCCCCUGUCCCUGUCCCCUACGUCCGCCCCUGGACAGCCCUACCCCUCCCACAGCCAGCGACGACUACCCCAGUGCUCUCCUGUUCACCUCAGUCACCCCGUCCCCCUGUCCCUGUCCCUGUCCCCUAUGUCCGCCCCUGGACCAGGACAGCCCAGACCACCUACUCCCCCUCCUCACCGAGCCCUGCCUCCCCACGGACCAGGACAGCCCAGACCACCUGCUCCCCCUCCUCACCGAGCGCUGCCUCCCCCUGGACAAGGACAUGCCCACAGCCACACCCAGGCUCCGCCCAGAGGGGCAUCGUUUCGCAGUGUGCCACAGCAACAUAACUCCUGCAGGAUGGUCUUGGAUUUGGAGAUUCCAAGUCCACCCCAGAAGCCUCUACCUGCCGACCCCCUGGGAAGGAAUACCCAGAAGCCUCUACCUGCCGACCCCCUGGGCAGGAAUACCCAGAAGCCUCUACCUGCCGACCCCCUGGGCAGGAAUACCCAGAAGCCUCUACCUGCCGACCCCCUGGGCAGGAAUACCCAGAAGCCUUUGACUGCCUACCCCCUGAGCAGGAAUACCCAGAAGCCUUUGCCUGCUAACCCUAACUCCCCCGGAAGGAGUGGUCAUCUGAUUCGUAGUCCCAUUGCUGUCGGUGUCCCCAUCCCUGUACCUGUCCCCGGUGUCCCCAGGCCGCUGAGACCUGUUCCACACCACAACAGAUCUGUUCCUAAGCAACCCCCAACACUACCUAAGCCUCGUAUGAUCGUCCACGCCAAGUUCAGCAGCUGAGAGCAGCUGGACUAAACUUGAAGGGAAUUUAAGGACGUUCUUUCCGUGAGACGAUAAAGACAUUUCACUUGCACUAUGAAACUCUGAAAACCUUAAUGAUGUGGUGUCUCUGAGUUUUGAAUAAUGGGGACGGACUGUUGGGCGGUUGGCGUGUCAGCGAGUCAGCCC